Ilyonectria robusta is the source of this 5814-nucleotide messenger RNA. Its product is annotated as SNF2 family N-terminal domain-containing protein. Bases 183 to 5555 code for a protein of 1790 amino acids. The record is from RefSeq and is a predicted model, not a curated record. Gene Ontology annotation, cellular component: Swr1 complex. Lineage: Eukaryota; Fungi; Ascomycota; Sordariomycetes; Hypocreales; Nectriaceae. The transcript has a single exon. Gene Ontology annotation, molecular function: ATP-dependent chromatin remodeler activity; ATP binding; histone binding.
UGACGACAAGGAAUUUUGCGACGAAAUCCGACGCAGCUCGCCCUCCAGGCCUCUGAUCAUGUGCAGACUUUGUAUGAGAAUCCGCUGAAGCGCUACGAUUCCGUAGACAUUAAUUUCGCCCCCGCAAAUGAUAGCUUCGCAGAGACCUCGCCUGCUGCGUCUCCUGGCUCCACGUUGCUACUAUGCCUGAGACCGCGUCGCCCGACAACGUGCUGCCUUCCUCGAACUCCGAUGCCCCUAAGCUCGAAGAUGACGCGCCGCUGCUGCGAUCAGACGGCCAUGACGCGUUGAAUGGGACAACAAAUGGCGCUGACGGCGCUGGGGAAGCCGAGCGAGAAACGACGCCCAAGACUAACGGCCACGUCCACGACUCUCCGAAUGGCCACACCCCCGACGAUGAGCCACCAGCCAAGCGACGCCGCACUCGAGAUACGACCCCUCCGGGCUCUGCAAAAAAGAUAAAACCCGAGUCACCACCAUGGAAAAGGAUUGCCGCCGAGGGUCCUACCUCCUUUACGCAGAACGGUCGGCGCAAAUCUGGCCGCAUCAACACUCUCCCCGUCGAGCUCGCACCUCCAAGCAGAAAGCGGGUGACAAGACGAUCUAUCAACGGAAACGGCCCCAGUCCGGCGAAGCCUGAAGCUCAGGUGCCUAAUGGAAACUCGAAGAAGCUGCCGAAUGGCUCGCACAAGUCUACUUCCGCCACCAAAACCACACAAACGAAAACCACCUCCACUCCCACCCCGAAGACCGCAUCGAAGAAGCCUGCUCCAGAACCUCGAACUAAUUCCCGAUCUACCCGCCGAAGAAGCUCACCUCCUCCCCCACCGACCCGACAUUCGAUCCGGUCCCGACGAUCGGCGCGAUUCAGCGAUGUGGCUGAUGCGGAGGACGAGAAACCCAAAGACUCCAAAUAUGAUGCUACGACUCGUUCACCGCGAAUAAAACUAAGAGUUGGCCGAUCUGGUGAUAUCCCUCUCGUGCAUCCCGACCAGGUUCGCAAAAAGCCAAAGAUUGGGACGAGCUUCGAAGAUUUCUGGUCUCGCGCAGGCGACAUUCCUGUCGAGGAUGGAGGGUUACUCGCAUCCGAAGAUGGCCCCCAAUACACCGAUGAGAUGGCACAGAAAGAUGCCAGAAUGAUACUUCGGAUCGAGGAUGAGGUGGAAGCUGGAGGCCUUCUCUCCCAAGAGAGAUGCUCAGUCUUUUUACCCGAAGCAGAGGAGGAGCCUCCACGGCAGUGGGCUCGCCAGGAUCACUUGACCAAGGCUGUGACUAACUUCCGGAAACUCAUGGUCGCAGAGCAGCAGCGUCACCGAUUGACUGCUAAGAAGGUCGCGGAAGCAUGUCGCGACGAAUGGAUCCGGCGGCAACCAAAGUCGGCCGAACAACUCGAAAUCGAAGCAAGAGAAAUGUGGUCGAUCCGAUACCGGACAGUCGUGAAGACCAUCUUCGGUACCUGGGAAAACGUGCGAUUGGAAGUCAAUCGUCGGCGUAUGGAAGAGUGGGAGCAGGAGGAGCAAAGAAGAGUCAAGGCAGCCCUUAACGAGGCUGUUCAUCUCUCCGAGCAGAAACUUCAGGCUCGACAAGCAGAACUGGGCUCAGAACAGCUGUCUGACGAAGACGAUGGCUUUGACGACCUCACCGAUGAUGCCAGCUUGGCUGACGACGACGACGACGACGGACUGGGACUCGCAUCGAACGAGGAUGACGGCGACGACGAAGAGGAUGAAGACAGCGAUGUCAUGUCUUUGGACGAUGAUGAUGACGUCGACGAAGAUGAUGAUGAACAAAAAGACUCCGUGGAUGAGAAUUUGACUCAAGACCAGCUGCGAGCCAAGUAUGCCAACAUACCGGAGUUGGAAAAAGCACCGGAGGACAUCGACACGCCAGCAAACGAGACCGGCCGGGAAGAUACAGAUGCAGUUGAAGCCACCGAGGAUCCAGAGACGAGCGACGAGUCUGUUGACAUGGACGACGAUAUGGAAUCCACCGAUAUGGAUAGCGACCACGGUAACGAAGGUUCCGGCGAUGAUGAGUCUGAAGGAGAAUCUGAAGACGGUGCCGGCGGUUUGCUGGGAAUGUUCUUCGGAAAAUCAGAGCUCAAACAGAUGAACGAGGAAGCGGCAGCGGAAACCCCUGGCGCUCUUGGCGAAGACACAGAGAUGGCUGAUGUUGAUCCGGAUGUUACUCUCCUCUCCAAUGGCGCUGACGACGAUGAGGUUUCGCUGGUCCGCCAUCCUGACUCGGUGAAUGGUGACAUGGUACAAAGCGGCCAUGGUAGCCCUGAGGAGGUGAAGGACGAAGAGCCUACAGGUACUACAGAAUCACCCAACGACGCUCCGGCCCAAGACAAUGGAAACGAUCAACCACCUUCAGCCGAAGUUGUUGAGGAUGCUACCACAACUCCGACACCAGAUACCCCCGCGCUAGAUACCUCCACGCUAGACGCCUCCGCACCAGACGUCUCCGCAGCAGUUGCUACUGGGCCGGAGACCGCGCCAGAGACCACCGUACCGGAUGCUACUGUACCGGAUGCUGCCGCGCCAGAUGCUACUGCGCCAGAUGCUGUGGCGCUAGAUACCUCCGUGCUCGAUGUUUCCACCACCGAUACCAAGGACGAGGAUACCUCCAUGACCGGAAUCGAUGACCAACCCAAAGAGGACCGUGCUGCCCAACCCAUACCCUUUGCAACAUCUGAGAAAUUCCAAGCGACGAAGAGUGACCCGGUCACCAACCCACCGAGCUCGGACGAUAGCCUGUCGCCGCCUCCCACCGCGGAAACCAAGCUCUCCGACUUUGAUACCCCGUCUGAUACAGGGAUGGCCAUUGACAAACCCGAAGCGAGUAGGUCUGCUUCACCACAGUCAUCAAGACACAAGACCGAAGUCCCGUUCCUUCUUCGUGGCACUCUGCGAGAAUACCAGCGUGACGGGCUGGACUGGUUGGCCGGACUCUACGCAAACAACACCAACGGCAUCCUGGCGGACGAGAUGGGUCUCGGAAAGACCAUCCAAACCAUCGCUCUGCUGGCGCACUUGGCUUGCACCCAUGAAGUAUGGGGACCGCAUUUAGUUAUCGUCCCUACCAGUGUUAUGCUUAACUGGGAAAUGGAGUUCAAGAAGUGGUGUCCUGGGUUCAAGAUCUUGGCCUACUACGGUUCGCAGGAAGAACGGAAGAGAAAGCGCCAAGGUUGGAACAACGACGAUGUUUGGAACGUUUGCAUCACAUCGUAUCAGCUCGUACUGCAGGACCAACAGGUGUUCAAACGACGACGCUGGCAUUACAUGAUUCUCGAUGAAGCCCAUAACAUCAAGAACUUCAAAUCUCAGCGGUGGCAAACUCUUCUCGGAUUCAACACUCACUCUCGACUGUUACUUACUGGAACUCCUCUUCAAAACAACCUGACAGAACUUUGGUCUCUACUGUUCUUCCUCAUGCCGGCCGAGAAUGGAGUGGGAGGAUUUGCCGACUUGCAAGAGUUCCACGAUUGGUUCCACAAACCAGAGUCUCAGAUUCUAGAGAGUGGCAGAGAGCAGAUGGAUGAUGAAGCGCGAGCAAUCAUUUCUAAGCUCCACAAAGUCCUUCGACCAUAUCUGCUUCGACGACUGAAGGCCGACGUUGAGAAGCAGAUGCCUGGCAAGUACGAGCACGUGGAAUUUUGCCGACUCUCAAAACGCCAACGUGAGCUCUAUGAUGGGUUCCUGGGUCGAAAUGAUACCAAAGCAACUUUGGCGUCUGGAAACUACCUCUCCAUCAUUAAUUGUUUGAUGCAACUUCGAAAAGUCUGCAACCACCCCGACCUGUUUGUCGACCGACCGAUCAUGACCUCCUUCCGGAUGCAAAAGUCCGUCGCUUCAGAAUAUGACGUGAUUGACCAGACGGUUCGAAGAUCACUGCUUGCGCUGAAGCCCAUGAGCACGGUCGACUUGGGAUUCCUCAACCUCAUUCCAGCAAAGUAUGAGCAUCUAUCUACAGCCAAGACCGACCGUAUCGCUCAGUUGAGUUCCCACAGAGCUUUAAUGGAUCUUCGAGAGACCCAAAAGGUUCGUGCCCAACAGGCAUAUAUGCAUCUAGACCCGGCCACGAUCGAAUCGAAUAUUGCCUAUCUUGAGAGUGCAGCGCGCUGGGGCCGCUUUGAAGAGCUGCAACAUUGUGUCUACCUAAACGCUCUUCGCCGACAACAAAAACCUAUCUAUGGCAAGAACGUGGUGGAGCUUCUCACUCUUGGCACCGACAAGAGACCCUACAAGCCACGGCCAAAGGUACCCCGACAAAUCAUGGCUUGGUUUGAAGAGGAGUCGCCACUCAUCCAGUCUAUGAUACCCACCAUCGACCAACGCGCCGACAGCUACAAGACGCUCAUUGAGAAGUUUUCGUGCGUGACUCCAGCUGUUGUGACUCGUGACUUGGAACAAUUUGUUCUCGGUCGCCAGGGGGUGGAGGCGUUUACCGAUCAAGAUCUCAAGUUGUCUGCGCCUGUCCGAUGGGCUCCUUUCUUGCCCAAGGCUUCUCCGCCUGACCCUUGGCACGAAGCUCGGAUGCGGCUGAGCAUCCAGUUCCCCGACAAGCGACUGUUGCAAUACGACUGUGGAAAGCUUCAAAUUCUCGACAAGCUUCUGCGAAAGCUCCAGACUGGUGGGCAUCGUGCCCUCAUCUUUACACAGAUGACCAAGGUUCUGGACGUUUUGGAACGAUUUCUGAAUAUUCACGGACACAAGUACCUCCGAUUGGACGGUGCUACCAAGGUCGAACAACGACAAAUCCUGACCGACCGAUUCAACCAUGACCCGCGAAUCCUUUGCUUCAUCUUAUCGACGCGUUCUGGCGGUCUCGGAAUCAACCUUACUGGUGCCGACACGGUCAUUUUCUACGACCAGGAUUGGAACCCUGCGAUGGAUAAGCAGUGCCAAGAUCGAUGCCAUCGUAUCGGACAGACUCGCGAUGUGCACAUCUAUCGACUCAUUAGCGAACACACUAUCGAGGCCAAUAUCCUGCGGAAGGCAUCUCAGAAGCAGAUGCUGGAUGACGUGGUGAUCCAGGAGGGUGAAUUCACAACCGACCACUUCAAUAAGGUUUCUAUCAGGGAUGUCUUGGGUGACAAGGUUGACUCGACAAGCGAGGGCGUUAACGCCGCAGACGCCGCUUUGGAUCGAGUGCUUGGCGGCCCCAGUAGCAAUUCUGAUCGGACGGUCGGUCGCGUACUUGAGCAGGCUGAAGACCGCGAGGAUGUGACGGCUGCGCGCAUGGCAGAGAAGGAAAUCCAAGCCGAUGACGAGGAUUUCACAGAGAAGCCCAGCAACAAUGCCUCUGGCACCUCGACGGCCCGCCAAGGAACACCAGCCAGCAAGUCUGUCUUGGAAGGAGGCCUGGAUGAACCAGAUGUCAUCCUUGCCGAGGAGCAAGAAAUGGAGUACAACGCAUGGGGUGAUCGGAUGCAAAACGUCGACGAUUACAUGCUCCGUAUCAUGGCGGAGCAGCUCAAGGGCACCAAGCUGGAACUGCCCAAAGACAAGAAAAAGGGGAAGAAAAAGGGCAAAGACACACGCAAGAGAUGAUUAACGGCUACCCCAGGGAGCCACUGUAUACAAGGUUAAUAAUGGCGACGGUCGCGUGGCAGCUGUUCGCGACAUUUGUACACUAGCACUGGGUAUGGGCGAGGCGAAGUCCAUGCGAAAAAAAAGGUAAAUGAUAGAAAUGGCGGGUGUAACGGGCAUUGGGUUUAGUAGAUGCAUUGGGGUUACGACGGAAGGCUUUCAAGACAAUGCUUGUCAAUUCAUAUACAUAAAUACUAUUGCAUACACCGGGCUUCCAGCC